CCCCCUCCACUCUCGACUCCCCAGCGAGCGAGCGAGCCAGCCCGGCCAAAGUUGCCGAACCCCGAGCCAAAAGCAGCCGCCAUUAUUGGCGCUGCGCCACCUAAAGCCGGCCGCUGCUUUGCUGCUCAAAAGCUCCGGCGCCGGCGACGCUGCCAGAUGGGUGCCGAGCGCGCGCGGCGCUGGAAGCUGCUGCCCUUCCGGUCCCUGUCCCUGCCGCCGCCGCCGCCGGCGUCCAGGGCAAAGAACUGGCCACCGGACGCUCCUGUCCCUCCGUCCCCGGCGAGGAAGAAGGCGGAAGAGGAGGAGGUGCCGGCGGAGUUCCUGUGCCCGGUCCUGGGCAAGCCCAUGGCGGACCCCGUCAUCCUGCCGUCGGGCCGGACGUACGAGCGUGCGUGCGUCCGGGCCUGCGCCGAGCUGGGCCUCUCGCUCGCCCCGGACGCAGUGGUGGCGGGGGAGGGGAGCACGCCGCGCGGUGGUGUUGCCGUCGCCAUACCCAACGACGCGCUCCGGGCGGCCGUGCGGACGUGGUGCGCGCGCUCCGGUCGCGCGGCGCCCGUGGCGCCUUCUGCCGAGGAGGCGAGGGAGGCCGUGCUCCGCGCGGUGCCGGCGGCGCCGGCGCCGGCGAGGUCGGCUUCCAACCUGUCGUGCUCGUCAGAGAGGUCGUCCGCUGCGUCGACGUCGUCGUCGUCGACGUCGGGCAGGUCGUCGAGGGAGAUGGCCGCGGCUGAGGUUGAGGUGGUGCGCGGCGGGAAGGGGGCGGCGAAAGAGAAAGAGGAAGAAGAGGAGCCCGUGCGUGUCGCUGACGCGGAGGAGGAGGCGGUGGCCAAGGCGGUGGAGGCGGGGGACGAGCGGGAGGUGGAGGCGGCGAUGGCCGCGCUGCGGCGCGCCACGCGGGAGGACGCGGCGAGGCGGCGCGCGCUCUGCGUGCCGCGCCUCCUCGCGGCGCUCCGGCGGGUGCUGCUCUCCUCGCGCCACACAGCCCCGGCGCGCGCCGACGCCGCCGCGGCGCUGGCGAACCUCUCGCUGGAGCCGGAGAACAGGGUGCCCAUCGUGCGCGCGGGCGCCGUGCCGGCGCUCGUCGACGCCGUCGCCUCCGCCGCCGCGCCGCCGGAGGCCCGCGAGCACGCGGCCGGCGCGCUCUUCGGCCUCGCGCUCCACGAGGGCAACCGCGCGGCCAUCGGCGUGCUCGGCGCCGUGCCGCCGCUCCUCGCGGUCCUCGCGGGCCGCGAGCACACCCCGCGCGCGCGCCGCGACGCCGGGAUGGCGCUGUACCACCUCUCUCUCGCCGCCGUGAACCAGUCGAAGCUCGCGCGCGCCCCGGGCGCGUCCAGGAGCCUGCUCUCCGUCGCGUCCGACGCCGCCGAGCCGGCGCCCAUCCGCAGGCUGGCGCUCAUGGUGGUCUGCAACGUGGCCGCCUGCGCGGAGGGUCGCGCCGCGCUGAUGGACGCGGGCGCCGUGGCGACGGCGUCCGGCAUCCUCUCCGACGACGGAUCCCGCAACUCGGAGCUGCAGGAAUGGUGCGUCGCGGCAUUGUACGCCAUGAGCAGGGGCAGCCCGCGGUUCCGGGGGCUCGCCAGGGCGGCCGGCGCGGACCGCCCGCUGAUGCUCAUCGCCGAGCAGGCGAGGCCCGGCGUUCACAAGGACAUGGCGCAGACGGCGCUGCGCACAGUGCUGGGCCUGGCCGACAACAGCGAUGACGACCAGAUCUCCGAGUGCAGGAACAACGAGGGCAACCAUGGCGGCGGCAAGCAGCCUCACCGCCGGCGCGUGGCGAGCUGGAGCGCUCCGCCAGCCGCGACGCCGACAAGCUCACAUCAAUGGCGAUCCGUGUGCAUUGAUUAAUUGGCGUUCACCUGCUACAUGAUGCGGGGAGACAUGCUUUGUUCGAUCAUCGGGUUGAAAUCUUGCCGUGCUUUUCUUCUUCUUGCGGUCCGUCGUUCUGGGUCAAUCGUGCAGUGAAUUGGAGAUGAAAAACUAGAGACAGGUUGUGCAGAUGGCAUGUAGUGCAAUUUGUGCGCGCUUUGUACUCUGUAGUGUACCGCUAUAUACUGUACUGUACUGCUGCUUAUUUUGUUCUUAUUACGACAGCCAAACUGUAUAUAGGUUGUUGCUUGCAAGU
Molecule: messenger RNA, 2119 nt
Organism: Panicum virgatum (switchgrass)
Lineage: Eukaryota; Viridiplantae; Streptophyta; Magnoliopsida; Poales; Poaceae
Product: U-box domain-containing protein 39-like
Exons: 1
Coding region: 157-1842 (561 amino acids)
Biological process (GO): protein ubiquitination
Cellular component (GO): nucleus; cytoplasm
Molecular function (GO): ubiquitin-protein transferase activity; protein binding
Source: RefSeq, a predicted model, not a curated record